Molecule: messenger RNA, 3945 nt
Organism: Venustampulla echinocandica
Lineage: Eukaryota; Fungi; Ascomycota; Leotiomycetes; Helotiales; Pleuroascaceae
Product: Cation-transporting ATPase
Exons: 5
Coding region: 1-3945 (1314 amino acids)
Biological process (GO): intracellular calcium ion homeostasis
Cellular component (GO): endoplasmic reticulum membrane
Molecular function (GO): P-type ion transporter activity; ATP binding; ATP hydrolysis activity
Source: RefSeq, a predicted model, not a curated record
AUGUCGCCUCUUGUGGAUAAUCCGUUGAUCGCAUCUGCGACUCUACACAAUCCCUUGCCACUUUCCCUGCAUACUUACGUCUGGCCCUUUAUUAUCAUAUGGCCCAUUUUCUUCCGGUUUUAUCUCUCCGAUGACCUCUACGAUAAACAUAUUGGAGGGCAGGAAUGGACAUUUGUUUGGUGUGGUACGAUAAUCACGGCGCAAAGUCUGGUCUGGCUGAGCACCAACUGGAACGUCAAUCUCAAGGCCCUCUUCACGUCAACGCGUGUAAAGACCGUUCAAGAGGCAAAGCAAAUUAAGGUUCUCCCUAUUGUGAAUGCUGGAUCUGCGGAUAUUUGCCCGAUAGUUAGAGACAAUGCUGGCGGCAAGAACAAUGUUUCGUUCCUUUUCCAGAAACGCCGGUUUCUUUACGAUGCCUCCAAGAAUACCUUUAAGCCCCUGACAUACGCGAUUGAUGCCGAACCGAAACCGCAGAUCGAAGAAUUCCAGAAAUCCCGAGGCAUAAGCUCUGCUACCGAGCUCUCCAGACUUCAGCAGCACUAUGGCGACAAUACCUUUGAUAUCCCUGUCCCGACGUUUGUGGAAUUAUUCAAGGAACAUGCGGUCGCGCCAUUCUUCGUAUUCCAGAUUUUCUGCGUUGGAUUGUGGAUGUUGGAUGAAUACUGGUACUACUCGCUGUUUACUCUCUUCAUGCUUGUUGCAUUUGAGAGUACUGUUGUGUGGCAACGCCAAAGGACACUGAAUGAGUUCCGUGGAAUGAGCAUCAAACCAUAUGAUCUCUACGUCUUCAGACUAAACCAAUGGGUGGAAAUCCAGAGUGACAAACUUCUUCCAGGCGACCUUGUCUCUGCCGGCCGCACAAAGGAAGAUAGCGGGGUUGCCUGUGAUAUGGUUUUGGUUGAAGGAAGUGUUAUCGUUAACGAAGCCAUGCUUUCUGGGGAAAGCACGCCAUUGCUGAAAGACUCUGUUCAACUUAGGCCUUCGAAUGCGAGAUUAGAGCCAGAUGGUCUUGAUAAGACUGCAUUCCUCUAUGGCGGUACGAAGGUCCUCCAAGUCACCCAUGGAAACAGUGGAGACGAGCGUCCUGCACUUGUUUCGGGAGUUCCACGCCCGCCGGAUGAUGGUGCCCUGGCUAUCGUUGUCAAGACUGGCUUCGAGACCUCUCAGGGAAGCUUAGUCCGUACGAUGAUUUACUCUACCGAGCGCGUCUCCGCCAACAACGCCGAAGCCCUCCUGUUCAUUCUCUUCCUGCUGAUCUUCGCAAUCGCUGCAUCCUGGUACGUGUGGGAUGAGGGUGUCAAGAAGGAUAGGAAACGAUCAAAGCUCUUGCUAGACUGUGUUCUCAUCAUCACAAGUGUCGUUCCUCCCGAACUGCCCAUGGAACUUAGUCUUGCAGUGAACACCAGUCUUGCAGCUCUUAGCCGCUAUGCCAUAUUCUGUACAGAACCUUUCCGCAUUCCUUUUGCCGGGCGUGUUGACGUUGCUUGUUUUGAUAAGACAGGCACGUUAACUGGCGAAGAUUUGGUUGUCGAGGGCAUUGCCGGUCUCGGUCUUGGGCAUAGUGGUACUGACACACCGCGCGAAAGCGAUGGUGCUCAUAGCCAUAUUACACGGGUGCAGCAAGCUGCGUUGGAGACCACUCUUGUUCUCGCUACUGCUCAUGCCCUUGUCAAGCUGGAUGAUGGUGAAGUGGUUGGGGAUCCUAUGGAGAAAGCUACUUUGACAUCCCUCGGGUGGACUCUCGGCAAGAACGAUAUCCUUACAAGCAAAAAUAUGACCGCUCUUAAGGGAGCUUCCUUUGCAACCGCAUCCAAUACCGUUCAAAUCAAACGCCGAUUCCAGUUUUCUUCCGCAUUGAAGCGCCAAAGCUCUGUUGCAACUGUCACGGCCCUUCAUCCAGAAACCGGCAAGAAAGUCAGAAGCACAUUUGUGGGUGUUAAGGGGGCCCCUGAGACAAUCAUGAAGAUGCUGGUCAAUGUCCCUGCGGACUACGAAGAGACUUAUAAGUAUUUCACAAGAAGAGGUUCGCGCGUUCUUGCUUUGGCUUACAAGCACCUCUCUGUCGAUUCGGAGCUUGGCUCAGGAAGGAUAAAUGAGCUCAAACGAGAAAAUGUCGAGGCUGGGUUACGUUUCGCUGGAUUCUUGGUAUUGCACACUCCUCUUAAAGAUGAUGCUAAGAGUUCGGUCCGCAUGCUUAACGAGAGCAGCCAUCGGGUGGUUAUGAUUACUGGUGAUAAUCCUCUCACCGCUGUCCAUGUUGCUCAUGAGGUUGAAAUUGUCGACAGAGAUGUCUUGAUUUUGGACGCCCCGGAACAUGAUGAUUCUGGCGAGAAGCUAGUUUGGAAAACCGUCGAUGAACGAAUCUCUAUUCCUGUGGAUCCAACCAAACCUAUUGACCCCAAAAUACUAGAAUCGAACGAUCUUUGUGUUACUGGCUACGCAUUAGCAAAGUUUAAGGGCCAGCCCGCAUUAUCAUCCAUCUAUCGAUACACCUGGGUUUAUGCCCGAGUUUCACCAAAGCAGAAGGAAGAAAUAUUAAUGGGUCUGAAAGAUCUUGGUUAUUAUACACUCAUGGCAGGUGACGGCACAAAUGAUGUUGGCGCUCUAAAACAAGCCCAUAUUGGCGUAGCCUUACUCAAUGGAUCCCAAAAUGAUCUCAACAAAAUUGCGGAACACUCGAGAAACAGCAAGAUGAAGGACUUGUACGAAAAGCAAUGUCAAAUGAUGCAACGCUUUAAGCAACCCCAGCCUCCAGUUCCGGCCAUGAUCGCCCACUUGUAUCCUCCUGGACCUGUCAAUCCUCACUAUGAGAAGGCAAUGCAACGAGAACUGGAGAGGAAGGGAACUGCACAAGCUUUAGAAGAGGCUGCCUCGGUAAAUACAAUCGAAACGGUUACGUCGCCAGGAGCACAAGCUCUGAUUAACGGGAGUAAUCAAAACCAAAGGGUUCCUACAGAAGCUCAGAAGAAGGCCACCAAUCUGGCUGAAAAAUUUACAGCAACCAUGAUGGAACAGGAACUCGACGACGAUGAACCGCCAACUAUCAAACUCGGUGAUGCAUCUGUCGCGGCCCCCUUCACUAGCAAGCUUAGCAAUGUCGUUGCAAUUCCCAACAUCAUUCGUCAAGGCCGAUGCACACUUGUUGCUACUAUCCAGAUGUACAAGAUUCUCGCGUUGAAUUGUCUCAUCAGUGCAUACAGUCUUAGUGUUCUCUAUCUGGAGGGCAUUAAAUUCGGGGACGGCCAGGUAACGAUUAGUGGGAUGUUGAUGAGCGUUUGUUUCCUAUCGAUUUCUAGAGCCAAAUCUGUUGAAGGCCUCUCCAAGGAACGUCCCCAGCCAAACAUCUUCAACUUCUACAUCAUCGGAUCAAUUCUAGGCCAAUUUGCUAUCCACAUUGUUACCCUGAUCUACAUUGCUCGUUUCUGCGACCGACUUGCUCCACGCUCCGAGGACGUUGACUUGGAAGGAGAGUUCCAACCUUCGUUAUUGAACAGCGCUGUAUAUCUCCUGCAACUCAUCCAGCAGAUCUCGACCUUUGCUAUCAACUACCAGGGUCGGCCAUUCCGCGAAGCUCUAUCAGAAAACCGCGGUAUGUACUGGGGUAUUAUUGGUGUCUCAGCAAUUGCAUUCUCCUGCUCGACGGAAUUUAUUCCUGAGAUCAACGAGAAGAUGCGCCUGGUCCCAUUUACAUCAGAAUUCAAGUACACCAUGACUGCGACCAUGAUUAUUGAUUAUCUUGGUUGUUUCGUCAUCGAGAAGGUUCUCAAAUUCUUAUUCAGCGACUAUAAGCCGAAAGAUAUCGCUGUCCGGAGACCUGACCAAAUAGCAAAAGAGCACAAGAGAAUUGCGGACGAGCAAGCAGAGACGAUACGACGGGAAGAGGAGAAAGCUGCAAGAGCUGUUGCAGAAUUAGAGGAGAAGCUGAGGGCUUCAGGGAGAGCAUAA